UCCCUCCCCCCGGCGCCUGCCCCUUCCCAAUGAGCUCCCGGGGCCUGGGGGAGGAGCGGGGGAAGGAGCAAACCUUGCCCCCGAGGAGCUGCUGCCGCCGCCGCCGCCGCUACUAGCCCCCGGACUGUGCGCGCACCGCGCGGGCUCCGGCAGGCAGCCCUCCCCGUGCCCCUGCCCGCUGCCAUGUAGGGGCCGCCUCGUUUUCUCUCGGGACCCCGGCCACUGUCCGCAGCAGCCGCCGCAGCUCGCGGCCUCCUCGUCCGCUUCCUCAGCGAUGCUUUUCCACAGCCUGUCCGGCUCGGAGAUGCACGGGGUCAUCGACGAGAUGGACCGCAGAGCCAAGAGCGAGGCGCCGGCCAUCAGCUCGGCCAUAGACAGGGGAGAGACCGAAACGCAGACCAUGCCGUCCAUCAGCAGUGACCGGGCCGCCCUGUGCGCCGGCUGCGGGGGCAAGAUCUCGGACCGCUAUUACCUGCUGGCCGUGGACAAGCAGUGGCACAUGCGCUGCCUCAAGUGCUGCGAGUGCAAGCUCAACCUGGAGUCCGAGCUCACCUGCUUCAGCAAGGACGGCAGCAUCUACUGCAAGGAGGACUACUACAGGAGGUUCUCGGUGCAGCGCUGCGCGAGGUGUCACCUGGGGAUCUCCGCGUCGGAAAUGGUCAUGAGGGCCAGGGAUUUGGUAUAUCACUUAAACUGCUUCACUUGCACCACUUGCAACAAGAUGCUGACCACCGGCGACCACUUUGGCAUGAAGGACAAUCUGGUGUACUGCCGCCUCCACUUCGAGACGCUCAUCCAGGGGGAGUACCAGGUGCAUUUCAAUCACUCGGAUGUAGCCGCUGGGAAGGGCCCGGCACUGGGAGCGGGCUCUGCCAACACUUUGGGACUGCCUUAUUACAACGGCGUGGGGACUGUCCAGAAGGGGAGACCCAGGAAAAGGAAGAGCCCGGGGCCUGGGGCGGACCUGGCAGCUUACAACGCAGCUUUAAGUUGCAAUGAAAAUGACGGUGACCACCUGGAUAGAGACCAGCAAUACCCCAGCAAUCAAAAAACAAAGCGCAUGAGGACAUCAUUCAAACACCACCAGUUGCGGACAAUGAAGUCUUACUUUGCUAUUAAUCAUAACCCUGAUGCCAAGGACUUGAAACAGCUAGCUCAGAAAACUGGCCUGACCAAAAGAGUUCUUCAGGUUUGGUUCCAAAAUGCCCGAGCCAAAUUCAGACGGAACCUCUUACGUCAAGAAAACACAGGGGUGGAUAAGACUUCAGAUUCAACACUCCAAGCAGGGACCCCAUCAGGCCCUGCCUCAGAAAUAUCCAAUGCCUCCAUGAGUCCAUCCAGCACUCCCACUACCUUAACGGACUUGACUAACCCUACUAUGCCUACUGUGACAUCUGUCUUGACGUCAGUGCCCGGAAGUCUUGAGGUUCAUGAAUCUCGAAGUCCUUCACAGACAACUCUCACAAAUCUUUUCUGAUGACUCUUUCUCAAUAAUUUCUUUAAAAAAGAAAUUACUCUUAGUUGAAUUCCAAGUGUAUUUUAAUAGAGGCUUUGAGCAACUGACUAACCACAAUUAGGAUUUCUCCUGAAAACAAAAGGAAAUGUAUUGUUCUGGUAUUACAGAGUAUGGACUAAAGAAUAACUUGGAAGAUCUAUCUGCAACACAACAUUUGUGUAAUUGUACAGUUUUGUGGACUGAGCCAGGGAAACAGCAAUUAAUUUAAGUUGGCUGAAGCUUCUGUAAUUUCAAAGACUGCCAUGUGCCUUAUAUACUGUUUUAUCUACACACUUUGGAUUACAUGUCCAUUUUUCUCUUUUUCUCUCUGUAUAUUUAUGACCAGGGCAAAAAUGUUAAGAGUUUGUUACUUUGAAUAGUCCUAAGCCCUUCAUUGGUUGCUUUGUUGUUUUAGAAUUUCAAGGUGGAAGUCUGUUCGAAUAUCAGAAUUUGUAAAAUCUAACCAGUAAUAAAACCACUUAUGGAAACUACUUGGUAAUGGCUGCAGUUACAUUUAGCAUUAAUUUCACAAUCCUGAUAGGCUGUCUGUAUUGAAAUGGAUUAGAAAAUUGAACUGCAGACACGGUAUCUGCUUAGGGUAAAUUCUAAAUAUGAUACAAAUAUGCCUCCUUUCCCCUAAAAAUAUAUGGGUGAAAAGUCCAGUUUGUAUAACUGGUCUAGAGAAAUAAGUAAUUGUUAGCUGCAGGUAGAAAUUGUCACUGAACGUGGCAAUUCAGAAAAAAACCUGUUUAAUUUAGUUGCUGAAUCUCAGUUUCACAUAAGCUGCCAUUGGAAAGGAAAUGGAUCUUGCAUUUGUGCUACAGAAGGUGUCUGUCCCAUUUCACAGAAAGUAGUGUGGCCAGGAUCAUACUGUUUCUGAGACAGACAUUAGGUCAUGAUCCCCAGAAACAAAAAAAGUAUUUCUUAGAUUACUUAUCAACAUUGGUGGAUAAACUAAAGACAAAACUGAUUCAGAAACAUACGGUCUUUUUUUGUAAUGCUUUGAAGGAAUAAAGAGCAGGUAAGCCUAUUGUUACCAGUACUAAUAAACAUGGCUAUUCCUUCAAUCAUGAUGUCCCGUUUGAAUUGAAUUGAAUUCCUUCUCCAGUUUUGAGAUCUUUAUUCUUCGGAAUAUCAUUUGUGCUUUGAAUGUUUUACUUUUUACAUAUAUUCUUCGAGACGUUAAAGAAAUAAGUAAACCUCAGCAAGGUUUAAAUUCAAGUUAGGAUGAAUACAAUCUAUGCGAUUUGACCAGGGUUUAUUUAAUUCAGAUUUUGAGUCAUACUUACCAUGCUUAGGGUUAUUUGUACUCUAUCUGGUUGCAAGGUUUUUCAGUCAGGAUGUGCUAGGUUAUGCAUGGCUGGCCUGCUAUAAUCUUCUCUGUUGUUCCCACUGGACAAAAAUUGGUAGAAGAUUAUUCCAAGCAAGCAGUAACAUAGGUGCCAAGAUUCAUGUUCUUUGCUGCUCUCAGUGUACUGAGGAUGAUUCAUUAGGCUGGGCUCUGUGGAAACAAUGUUUUGGGUUUUAAAAUGCUAUUUUUAUUCAGCUUUCUCAUCUGAAAUUUUGUAGUCCUUGUGUUUGCCAAAUUCCCUUUCAGGCCAGUGAGAGGCUGCAGUGCACAAAUAUUGUGGGACUGGGACCCUGAUGUAAUUAGGAUACUUACUAACCUUGUUCACACUUCAGCUCUAAAAAAUAAAGGUGAAUAAUUUGAGAGGCAAGGAAUUCCCCAUAAGAAAUCCUGACUAGGUAAGAUUUGUGUGAGAGGUUUUAUUCUCAUCCCCCCAAAAAACUGUUUAAUAUAGUCCAUUAAGGUUAUCUACAAUGACAAAGACAUGCUUUAAACAUAUUUUGGGUUAAGUUAGCAAACUUUCCCAGGCACCCUGAAAUGCUCUUUUUCUUGGCAAAAUAUCUAAUGAAGAAAUAAUACUGGUUAGUGGAUUAUUAAAAGAGGAUGUAUCUACCUUGUAAAAGGUGUUCAGAAACAGAUGUUCUACUGUAUGUAAUGUUUUGUUUAUUGUCAAUGACCUUGGGCAUUUUCUUUUUGUUAAAUGCUUAGCUGGAUCUUUUAUUGAUUUAAAAGGCAAUGUUGGUCCAAUAUGAAAUGGAUACAGUCUGUAAUUAAAAGUCUGCAUAUUCACAUGUAAUCAAGACAGUUUUAAACAAUUUCCUCCUAAAUUCAAAAGUAUUGUGGCAAAAUGUAGUUGGUAAAAUUUUGAAUAGUCCUCUAAAAUGCAGUACUACUUUUGAUAUCGUGUGUUUUAACUACCUGAGACUGCGUACACAUGGAAAUAUCUUUGAAAUCAGCUUUCAAUAUUGCCUUUUCAAAUACCUGAGAUUUGUGGAGGGGAAUACUCUAGUGUUAUUAUUAUCUAAAACCUAAAAAGGACAAUUAAAUCAAUUGUCUGGUUUAAUCAAAUCAGGGAUUUUGCAUAUAAAUAAGAUACCAUAUUCUAUGUAGGGCCUUUAUGUAGGGACAUUAGGAUUCAGUCACUGGCUCCAAUGACCUAUGUUGUCCCCAUGAUUGUUUCAAUCCUGUGGUAUUGUUCAGUUGUUUAGAGCUUGUUGGUUUUGAAUGCUGUACAUUUUUUUACUACUGCAAUCCUAAUGUUUCCUCACAUACUUGUACAGUUCCACAUUUGAUGUACUAGUCUGAAAUUCUGUUAAAAACAUGAACAAAAAUGGAAAUGA
Molecule: messenger RNA, 4183 nt
Organism: Gavialis gangeticus (Gharial)
Lineage: Eukaryota; Metazoa; Chordata; Crocodylia; Gavialidae
Gene: LHX2
Product: LIM homeobox 2
Exons: 6
Coding region: 275-1477 (400 amino acids)
Biological process (GO): regulation of transcription by RNA polymerase II; neuron differentiation
Cellular component (GO): nucleus
Molecular function (GO): DNA-binding transcription factor activity, RNA polymerase II-specific; RNA polymerase II transcription regulatory region sequence-specific DNA binding
Source: RefSeq, a predicted model, not a curated record